This is a messenger RNA of Closterium sp. Naga37s-1, 3846 nucleotides long. The record is from the annotation of a GenBank genome assembly. Lineage: Eukaryota; Viridiplantae; Streptophyta; Zygnematophyceae; Desmidiales; Closteriaceae.
AUGCAGGUUAUUGUGCAACUACUCCGUAGCGUAAACUCGUGGCGAAAAUCGAAUCGCAACCGUUCGCCCAAACGUGACCCUCCCCUCGCCCUCGCUUUCCUUUCCCACGCUUCCGCUCUCUUUAGCCCGCGUCGUCGCCAUCGCUUCCGCAGCUCGUCGCGUGCCCGUCGCCUUCGCUCCGCCCGUCGCCUUCACUUCUCCCCCGUCGCCUUCACUCCCCCCCCUCUUCCGUUGCCUUCAUUUCCCCCUCCCGUCGCCUUCACUUCCCCCUCCCGUCGCCUUCACUUCCCCCUCCCGUCGCCUUCAAUUCCCCCUCCCGUCGCCUUCAUUUCCCCGUCGCCUUCAUUUCCCCCUCCCGUCGCCCUCAUUUCCCCCUCCCGUCGCCUUCACUUCCCCCUCCCGUCACACUCGCUUCCCCACCCGUCACCUUCACUUCCCCUCCCAUUGCCUUUCACUCUCUCCUGCUCAAUCUCUUUCCCCCUGCUCACUCUCUUCCCCCCUGCUCACUCUCUUCCCCCCUGCUCACUCUCUUUCCCCCUGCUCACUCUCUUCCCCCCUGCUCACUCUCUUCCCCCCUGCUCACUCGCUUCCCCCCUCCUCAAUCUCUUCCCCCCUGCUCACUCUCUUCCCCCCUGCUCACUCUCUUCCCCCCUGCUCACUCUCUUCCCCCCUGCUCACUCUCUUCCCCCGUGCUCACUCGCUUCCCCCCUCCUCAAUCUCUUUCCCCCUGCUCACUCGCUUCCCCCCUCCUCAUUCUCUUUCCCUCUGCUCACUCCCCUUGUUCUAACCCCACUUUCCCCAUUUCUCACCCAUUUUCCCCCUUCACGCUCUCUUACCCCCUCUGCUCGCCCCUGUUUUCCCAACUCACGCCUAUACUCACUCUCUCCCCCCCUGCUCACUCUCUUCCCCCCCUGCUCACUCUCUUUCCCCUUGCUCACUCUCUUUCCCCCCUUCUCACUCUCUUUCCCCCUUCACGCUCUCUUUCCCUCCCUUCCGCCCGUUGCCCCCCUUCGUCUCGCGCUCGUCCCCUCGCAAUCCCCGUCUCUCUCUCCCCCCGUCGCCCUCGUUUUCCCCGUCGCCCUCCCUUCCACUCCUCGUUGCCCUCGCCAUCCCUCCCUUCUCCCUUCCCAUCUCGCACACUUGUCACGCCCCCUUUCCAACCCGCACAUACACCCUUCCCUUCUUCCCUGUUUCCUCGUAUCCCCUGCGCUGCUUCCCCCCAUCCUCCGACUUGCUCCCCCCAUCCCCUUCCCUGCUUCCCCCCAACCCCUUCCCUGCUCCCCCCCAUCCCCUUACCUGCUUUCCCCCUUCCCCUUCCCUGCUUCCCCCCGUCCCCUUCCCUCCUUCCCCCGUCCCCCUCCCAGCAUCCCCCCAUCCGCUUCCCUGCUCACCCCCAUCCCCUUCCCUGCUCCCCCCCAUCCCCUUCCCUGCUUCCCCCUAUCUCCUUCCCUGCUUCCCCCUAUCGCAUUCCCUGCUCACCCCUGCUCCCUCUGUUUCACCCUUGCUCCCUCUGUUUCACCCUUGCUCCCUCCCCUUCUUCUCUGCUCACUCUCUUCCCCCUUGCUCACUCUCUUUACUUCUGCUCACUCUGUUCCCCCCUGCUUCCUCUCUUCCCCUCUGUUCAAUCUGUCCCCCGCUGCUUCUUCUCUUCCCCUCUGCUCAUUCCGUUUACUAAAGGGGUGGGGCGGAAUGGAGUGGGGCAAAAAGGGGUGGGGCGGAAUGGGGUGGGGCGGGGCGGAAUGGGGUGAGGCGGAUUGGGGAGAUGAGGGGGAUGAGGAGAUGAGGGAUGGGGAGGUGUUGGAUGGGGAGGAGAGGGCUGGGGAGGAGAGGGAUGGGGAGGUGAGGGAUGAGGAGGUGAGGGAUGGGGAGAUGAGGGAAGGGGAGAUGAGGAAUGGGGAGAUGAGGGAAGGGGAGAUGAGGAAUGGGGAGAUGAGGGAAGGGGUAAUGAAUGAACGUGUAUGCGACGGAAGGGUGCUGCUGACCACGCACCCUCCCACACCCCACGCGAUGGGAAGGGAUGAGAGGGUGGGCGGCAUGGGUAGAGAAGCGAUGGUGAAGAGGGGGAACGUGAUGGGCAGGGGAGUGAUGACGACGUGGAGAGAGGAGGAGAGAAGGGAGGUCGGCGGGAAGGCUAAGCGAGGACGAUGGUGGCGGUGGGCGACGGUGGCGGUGGGCGACGGUGGGGAGAAGCGUGGGCGACGGUGGGGGGAAGCGUGGGCGACAGUGGGGGGAAGCGUGGGCGACGGUGGGGGGAAGCGUGGGCGACGGUGGGGGGAAGCGGGGGCGACGGUGGGGGGAAGCGUGGGCGACGGUGGAGGGAAGCGUGGGCGACGGUGGGGGGAAGCGUGGGUGACGGUGGGGGGAAGCGUGGGCGACGGUGGGGGGAAGCGUGGGCGACGGAGCAAGAUAUUGGAGCUGCGCGCGGAGAGCCAGGUGCAGAGUGUUGGAGUAAAAUUACACAGCCUCUCACACGUGGCAUCAAGGGUGGACACAGAGCGGGCGUCCCUGCACCACAUGCUGCACACCGCGCAGCACCUGCUGCACCACAGCGACCUGGCAGUGCGCUCCUUCUCCCUCCUCCGCUCGCGGUUCCCCCACCUCCCUGGAGCAGACUCGCUGGCACCAGGGCAAGCGGACAUCUACCGGGGCGUGCCGUGCCUGCCGUCGCCCUUCCUCAUCGACACAGUCGCUCGCUUUGAAGUUAAAGUAACAGAGUACCGCCACAAGCUCACCGAGCUCCAGGCAGCCAUCGAACCAGCCCUGGCAGACUCCAGGUUCGGCGUCGGGUACUCCCGAGCCGCGUCGGCAGCUUCGGCGGCAGCAGCGGUUGAGGCUCUCCCUGUGAUUAUAAAGAAUCUGCAUGAUUUUUUCAUACAUGUAGCAGCUCAGGUGGAGAGGGUACAUGAGAGGGUGGAUGCGGCAAGGAAUGCGUUUCUGGCGGAGAGGCGGAGGAGGGGCGACCGGAGUAAUCCGUUUGCAGAGGCAGACCGGAUUGAGGCUGCUGCUACUGCCAGUAAGAAACCCUCCCUGCUCGGCUCUGCUGCUGGCGUUGGUACUGGUGCUGCUGGUGGUGCUGCCGGUGCUCCUGGUGCAGGAGGUACAGGCAGUGGGAUUCUUUCCUCUCCGCUCUCCCUCCUUCCCGGAACCACCACUCCCGGCGCCUCCCCAAACCCUACCGGGCUCUUCCCCUCCUCCACCUCCACCACACCAUCCCUCUUCGGUUCCACCACCCCAGCCACCGCCACCACCCCUGGUCUCUCCCUCUUCGGUACCCCCCCUGCCUCUGCUGUAGCAGGCAGCUCCCCAGGCACCUCUCUCUUUGGCACCCCCACCCCAUCUCUCUUCGGCAGUGCCACUCCUGGUGCCGCUGCUGCUGCAGCAUCCACCCCUGCUCUCUCGUUCGGCAACCCUGCCACUCCUGCCACUGGAACCACGUCUCUCUUCGGCGCUCCGAACCCGGCAGCAGCAGGCUCGUCCCCCGGCUCCUCUCUCUUUGGGAACACCUCGGCUUUCGGCGCCGGCGCAUCUGCCUUUGGAGCAACCCCAGGAGCAGCAGGAGCGGCCGCAAGCACCCCGUCGCUGUUUGGGUCCCCGGCUGGUCCCACAACCGGGGGUCUGUUCGGAGCAACGCCAGCAGCAGCGUCGCCUUUCGGUGCUCCCGCUGCUUCGCCGUUCGGUGCUGCUGGGGGACCCUCGCCGUCGCCGUUUGGAGCAGCGGCGUCGGCUCCUGGCACAUCGCUGUUUGGUGCUCCUGCUGGGGGUGCGGCAGCUGGAUCUGGCGGCUUGUUUGACCACUACCCGUUCAAAGUCGCGGGGCUCCUCCAGAAGACGCUAAGAGGACACUAA